This is a messenger RNA of Coniophora puteana RWD-64-598 SS2, 3763 nucleotides long. RefSeq names its product ARM repeat-containing protein. Lineage: Eukaryota; Fungi; Basidiomycota; Agaricomycetes; Boletales; Coniophoraceae. The transcript has 18 exons. Gene Ontology annotation, molecular function: protein binding; RNA binding. The record is from RefSeq and is a predicted model, not a curated record. Gene Ontology annotation, cellular component: cytoplasm; exon-exon junction complex. Bases 22 to 3396 code for a protein of 1124 amino acids. Gene Ontology annotation, biological process: nuclear-transcribed mRNA catabolic process, nonsense-mediated decay.
UGAGAAACCAAAUAGUCCACAAUGGACGCCGCUGCAUCAAAGGCAGACGAAGAAAAGUCUCGCCAUGCGCGGCGGACAAAGGUCAAACAACAGAACGCAAACCGGGACACGCCAGACUCUGCAAAAUUGGACUCAUCCCUCAAGCGACACACUGCGCUCAUCAAACGCAUGCGUCAGACUGUAGGCUCGGAUAACCGCGACCAAAUCGUCAAGGAUAUAGACACACUUUCGCUCGAGAAGUAUGUCGAUGAGAUCGCAGGUGCAACACUCGAAGGCAUUGCUCGCUGCAAAACGGAGAAGGACGUAUGGAGUGCGGUUGAGAUUAUAUGUGCGCUGCAUCGUCGGUUCCCCGCUGCGUACACUGGCGCCCUCAUUCCACUUCUUGGCGGAGUCCUUGCUCCUCCCAACAAGGCUGCGCUUUCUGCCCUUCCGCAGGAUCAGCGAGAGAAGGAGGACUCGGUGCGGCUUUCUCGUCAGCGCCCUGUGCUCCGCGUGUGUGCGGAGUUAGCCCUUGUCGGGAUUAUCAGAGAUGGGCCGGGUCGAAGCGGGGGAGAGUGGAUUAUGAAAGCGGUCAAGGACUUGCUCUCCAAUGAUCCGACACUCUCCUCGCUGCCUUUGUUAUCUACCUUCCUGAAGAACUACUCGAGGCCGUACCUUGGUAUUGUGCCGCCCCAACCGAAGCAGUCGCAGACGGAUGCAGAGUCAGGGCAGGCGGCGUCAUCAGCGCAAAGCGAGGUCCAAUCACACUUCCCUCCCAUCGUCCAUGAAGGAGAAGAGCUAGUCGAGCAGGAGAUUAGGGAUAGGUUCAAGCGCAUGUGCGAAGGGUACUUUGAUAAUGUCGCAAAGAAGUUGGUCAUCGAGCACAAGCGCUUGCAAGAUCAAGAUAGAAGGAAUCACGAAGCAUAUAUUCGAUCUGGAGAAAUCUUCGAAGAUAGACAGCAAGCGUAUGAGAAGAUGACUAAGAGCUACGAAAAGUUGCUUUCGAACUGCCAAACACUCUCAGAGCUGCUUUACAUGCCUAUGCCCUCCUUGCCGACUGCGUCGCAGAAGACUGAGUCUAUUCAAAUAGGCACCAACACCGGACUACAUUCCGGCGAUGAUGACGAGGGCUUGUCGGUAGGAGGCAAAUGGGAAGACGAAGAAGAACGUCGAUUCUUUGAGGACAUCCAAGACUUGAAGGACUUUGUACCAAAGAGUGUUCUCGGAAUAGAGGGAGAGAAGCAGGAAGAUACCGAGGGUGACGAAGCGAAGGAAAAGCUGGAAAAGGAGCGGGCGGAAGCAGACGUGAAGAAACUUCAGGAGGAGCUGCAGGACCUCAAGCUCGAUGGCAAACCACCUCAACCAAACGGAGAUACAGUUCAGGAGAAUCGGGUGAAUGGCCAUGAUGGUGAAAAGACACCUGAUCUCGAGUCUCCGAAGGCGGGCAGCCCCCCUGGAUCGCCUCAGCUUGCUCCUCAAGGCCCGUCCCAGAUGCUUACUGCUCUGCUGGCUCGCCUUCCUGAUGCCACCAACCGAGCUAUGAUCGAUCAAGCUGCAGUUGAAUUCACCUUUUUGAACUCGAAAGCAGCCAGGAAGCGUCUUGUGAAGUUUCUGGGCUCUGUUCCUAAGAAUCGCACGGACUUGCUCCCUCAUUAUUCUAGGUUAGCCGCGACGCUCAACAAGUACAUGCCAGAUAUCGGGACAGAGCUGGUUGCCAUUCUCGACGAAGAGUUCCGAUAUUUGCAACGCAAGAAGAAUGUUGUCAAGGAACUGGCAGAGACCAGGAUCAAGAAUAUUGCAUUCUUGUCCAAUCUCACCAAGUUUUGCGUCGUUCCUUCGCACCUUAUCCUCCAUAUGUUCAAAGUCUGUCUGGAUGACUUUUCGGGAACGAAUGUAGAGAAUAUUGCUCUGCUGCUGGAAGGUUGCGGUCGAUUCCUGCUGAGAAGCGAGGAUACACGAGCGAGGUUCGAGACGAUGCUUGAGUUGAUGAGACGGAAGCAAAGCAUGCAACAUUUCGACCAACGACAAAUUCUUCUUCUCGAGAAUGCAUAUUACCAGUGCAACCCUCCUGAACGCGCCCCUAGAGAAGAAAAACAGAGGACCCCUAUCGAGCUUUUUAUGCGUCACCUAAUCUUCGAUGUCCUUGCAAAGAAGACGAUUGACAAGGUGCUCAAGCUCAUUCGCAAGCUUGACUGGGACGAUCCUGCGGUGGUGCGGAGUUUACAUAAAAUAUUCACGAAACCAUGGAAGAUCAAGUACAUCAACAUUAGUCUUCUUGCCAUGCUGACCUACGACCUGCAACGUUAUCACCCAUCUUUUGCGAUCGCCGUGGUUGAUCAGGUCCUUGAAGACGUUCGCAUAGGGUUGGAGCAGAAUAUUUAUGGCGCGAACCAACGGCGGCUCGCCACCAUGAAAUACUUGGGGGAGCUUUACAUCUAUCGCGUGGUAGGCUCUGCGCUGGUGUUUGAUACGCUGUGGUCCUUGGUUACGUUCGGACAUCCUGACGGACAUCCAACCCCUCACGGACCUUGUCCUAUGGACAUGCCCGAUGACUUUUUCCGCGUGCGACUUGUCUGUGUCAUGUUGGACACCGUCGGGAUGUGCUUCGAUCGAGGCACCCAGAAGCGCAAGUUGGAUAACUUCCUCGUUUUCUUCCAGUAUUAUGUUUUGUGCAAAAGCGACACUCCUAUGGACGUCGAUUUCAUGCUCUCUGACUCUUUGGAGGCUAUACGUCCUAAUAUGCCCACACACAAGAACGUUGCCGAGGCUGCCGUUGCCGUUGAUGAAAUGUUUGAUGUGGCCAUGCAAAAUGCAGGAUUGAAAAAUUCCGAGGAUAGCGCUGAAGAAAGUGACGGAGAGGACGGAGACAGACCCAUUAGGGAAGACGAAGAUGACGAGGAAUCGACAGAACAGGAGACCUCCGAUGGCGAACGUACGGCAUCUCCGGAGCCGGUCGUUGUCCGCAAUGCGCCAGAGCAUCUUGGUCCCUCUGAAGAAGCAGAUGCCGAGUUCGCGAAAGAAUUAGCGAGGAUCAUGACUGAAUCAUCUGCUGAAUCCCGCAAAGUCGACAAGAAGGCGGCUUGGUGGGAUACAGCAGUUCUCGCUCCAGGUAUGCGUAAGAAACGCACGGAUGAUCCCGAUGGCGAGGGCGAUGGGGACUCCGGCACCGAAGGACCUGUCAUGAAUUUUACUGUCAUUACUAAGCGUGGCAACAAGCAGCAGCUCAAGCAUCUUCCCGUUCCCGUCGAGUCGUCGCUGGCUGUUCACACUCGCUCUGCACAGCUUCAGGACAAAGUCGAGCAACAGCAUCUGAAGCGUUUGGUCUUGAACUACGAGCAACGUGAAGAAGCUGAAGAGAUGAAAGCUCUCGAAGCUCGCAACCGCGCCGGUGCUAUCAAGAUUCGUUACGUCGGAUGACCCGAAUCUUCACGCUGACUAUCAAGAAGCACUAUCGAAGCACGACACUGCUAUUGCCGAGCGCAUCUCGUCGCCGGGCCCCGUCGCUACCUGCUCUGCCUACCUUUUGGCGACUUGCCUUGAGCUUCCCGAAGAAGUUCUGGCCGGAUGCCCCGCUUCUCGUCUGCAGCACUGACCGGCAGACGGCAGGGCGGCCGGCAGUCAAUCGCCCAGACAUUUUCAGGCGUCCGUCUUCGGAAUGGAAAGGCCAGACUGUUAUUAUGAUACUAUUGAUCCGUAUGCACACAUAGAUAGGCGUUGAUAUUAUGCACACUACUUCUUGAUAACUUGGGAAUGUCAACCUCAGAAUGAAUGGGCUUUGCGACGU